This is a messenger RNA of Symbiodinium sp. CCMP2456, 7041 nucleotides long. NCBI's taxonomy places the organism in Eukaryota, Dinophyceae, Suessiales, Symbiodiniaceae. The record is from the annotation of a GenBank genome assembly.
AUGGAGGGAUGGAAAAAGCUGCUGCUCGCAGCAGCAGGUGCAGCAGGCGCCAGCUGCGUCUUGUACUACCUCUUACGAGAAGAGGCAGACAAGCAGGUUGCUGAUGCAGACGGCGAGGAGAAGGAGAAGAAGGAGAAGAAGCUGACCCCAGAAGGAGAGCUGGCACAGGUGCAGCAGAUCCUUUCCGAGAUAGUAUCCUCGCAAGAGCAGAUGCUUGGCCACAUGAAGAAUCUGACCAAAGAGUUGAUGACUGAGAAGCUGAGUUUUGACCAGACCUACAAGCGGCUGAAACAAGUGCAGCCGGAUGAUCCUCUGGAGCGGUACGGCCUCACUUUCCAGCAGUUCGAUGCUUUGCUCGGCAAGCAUCAGAACGAUCCCAAGGUGAAGGAGGGCAUCCAUCACAUCAUGGGAAUGCCAGUGAAGACCGACAGCCCUGCCGAGGUGCCGGUGGUCUCAGCCGACAAAGUCAUUGAGGUCCACAAGUACAUGCUCGAGGAGGUGGAGAAGCUGGUUCAGCAGUUCAAAUCACUGAAGAGCCAGGCGACCUACGACAGCAAGACCGUGACACUCACCGCGCAAGCUAUGGUUGGUGCGAAGGUUGAGGAGAAGUUCGACUUGACUUCCGAAGACAUCGAGCGCGCCGUGGUCCGUUACCACGAGGAACUGGCCACGAACAAGGAGUUUGCAAGUGUGAACAUGCAAAUGCAAAAGGCAAUGUCCUAUCUUAUGGGCGUUGCCUGGAUGCCUUUGCGCAUCCGCGCUGGUGUCACUGUCAGCUUGCGCGAUGUUAGCUUCGCAAGUACAGCGCGGAAGCGCGUGGAGCAUGUGCUCAGCAGAGUUGCGCCAAAAAGCUGCUACUGUACUGGGUGGAUAGCGACUCCAUUCAACAUCCGAAACUUCGAAGCCUCUCUGCCAUGCAUCUACAAAGGGAAGUUGGUGCAUGGCAACACCGUACGCUUUCUCGGUGACGGGCUUCGCAUGUCGGGAUAUCUCAGCAGCAAUGAUGGCACAUGGCGACAUCUUGAAGCCUUGCGUGAUGAGUGUCAGCAUGUGUUGCAGUUGGAGCUGUGCGGAAUGAGUGGCAUGACUUUGGUUGUUGGUGGAUUUUCCGUCUUCCCCUCCAACUCCUGGACCGCUAAGUCGCUGACAUGUUGGUUCCAUCCGGGAAUGAAGCUGCCGGCCUGCCUAUCUUCGGUCAACAUGAAGGCGGCUCAAAUAUGCAUCCGAUGGCUUGAGGUGCGGUCACAUGGAUGUAAUGCUUCCGAUGUCUCCCGCGAGGACUAUCCGUUCACAAUAGUCAGUGAGGUUCUUGUGAUGGAGUUGAUGGAGAAGGUGGAGGCACGGUCAGCUUUGGGAUCAAAGCGAGUUCCCGGCUUUCCUACGACGGCACAGGCCUUUGUGGAAGAGGUCUGUGAAAAGUCGGACGAACCCGUCCAGUUCCAGAUUCAGGUGCUUUGGAACACAAAGGAUAAUAAGAAGGCCUUGAAUCCUGGAGACAAAGUGGGAGCACAUUUCGUGGAUGGGGACACCUUCGGCAUUCAUGGAGACAUAGUCGCCGCACCAAAGAGUUUCCCAAAGAUACCCGACGAGAAGAAGCUGCCAGUCACCAUCCUGACCGGCUUCCUCGGAGCCGGCAAGACAACCCUCUUGAACUACCUCCUGCAGGCUAGGCUGUCGUGGUGUGUAGCCAUGGCAACUAUGGUGCGCUCGGCAUCUCGAUUAUGUGCUGUGCUCGGUGUACUUACCUUGGCCUCCGGUGAUGAGUGUGAGGCCGGUGAUGAAGUCAAGCUUAUGCAGCUCAAUCAAAACCUUACCCGCGGGGACGAAUGUCGGGGAUUUAAAGAGUGUCCGCCAUGGCCGCUACCAUAUAAGCUUGGCGAGUAUCCGAAGAACUACCCCUGGGCGCCAAUUCCAGAGUUUCCAGAGGGAUUUGCCUGGGGACUCGGGACGGCAGCCUAUCAGAUUGAGGGAGCCUACAACGAAGAUGGCCGUGGAGCCUCGAUUUGGGACACGUUCACGGGGGCCAACACCGUGGGGAUGCCGGGUGCUGUGUGCAAGAAGGCUCCAUGCCCCGUGAACUCAGUAAUAGCUGUGAAAGGUGCCACGGGCAAUGUUGCCAACAAUCACUAUCACAUGUACAAGAAUGACGUGCAAGCCAUGAAGUCCAUGGGCUUGAAGUGGUAUCGUUUCUCAAUUGCAUGGCCUCGCAUCGUCCCCACAGGCACUUUCGCAGAUGGCAUAAACCAGGCAGGUGUUGAUUUCUACCACAGCUUGCUCGACGAGCUAAUCGCUGCGGGUGUAACCCCCAUCAUUACAAUGUAUCAUUGGGAUCUGCCGCAAGGACUGAUGGACUUUGAUUUCGAUUCGCCAAAGGAACCUUGCAACGGUGGGAAAGAGGGCUGGUACGAGUGCAGCAUGGAAAGCGGCGGCAAGCCAAAGCCUAGCGGCCUCAAGUCCAACAUUGUGAAAGAGUUCACCAACUAUGCAGAGUUUCUCUUGAAGGAGUACGGGUCCAAGGUCAAACUCUGGGCAACCUUCAACGAAGCGUACACCUUCACUUAUUUGGCCAGUGGAUACGGCAAAGCACCGUCGGCGCAGCCGUACAUGGACAUGGACAUCUGGCCGUAUGUGGCAGGCCACAACGUGAUCCUUGGCCACCUGAGUGUGGUCAUGAAGUUCAGGGAGUUUCAGAAAUCGGGGGUCCUCACGGAAGAACAUCGGAUCUUCAUCACCAACAACCAGGACUGGCGGGAGCCGCUUACGGACAAGAAGGAGGACAUUGCUGCCGCUAUGUACGAGGUGGAGCGUCAGCUUGCUUGGUUCUGCGAUCCGAUCUACGGUGUUGAUGGUGUUUUCGACUACCCUUACUCCAUGCGUUCGACUUUUCCAUACAUGCCAUCUUUCACGGAUGAAGAGAAGCAGCUUCUGAAGCAGAAUCGUCCAGACUUCUUUGGCCUGAACCAUUAUGGAACAGGCUACGCCAAGUUCGAGGAUGGCAAGAACGUCAUAGUGAAUGGCGAUCUUGCGCAAGGCAAAUCUUCCUGGCUUUAUAGGGCAGCCUGGGGCUACCGGAAACUGUUGAACUGGAUCAAAAAUCGUUACGGCUCGGACCUGGAGAUUUGGGGAACCGAAUCUGGUUGGAGCGAUGGCUUCGAGACAGCACUCGAAUCCAAGCAAGACUGGGGCCGAUUGACGUAUUAUUACACCUAUAUCUUGGAGAUGCACAAUGCCAUCAAAGAGGAUGGAGUGAACAUGAAGGGUUUCAUGGCCUGGUCGCUCAUGGACAACUUUGAAUGGGAGAUGGGCUAUUCAGAACGCUUCGGCUGCUUGUGGGUCGACCUUCAGUUCGGUGAAGAUCCGAAUGCCCCCACAGCGGCGAGCCCGAUCUACAACGCAUACUCCGGCAAGCUCGAUGGAGUGUGCACCGACUGCGAUGCUCCUAAAGUCAAGCCAGGCGCAGCGAAUGCGCAUAAACAAACUCGCCACAUCAAGAACUCUAUUCUGUUGCUCAUGUCCUUGUGGAAGAACAAUGCACUGCCCAGUUUUGAAGACUUUUUUGCAGCGGCAACUGAGCAGCGAGAGAAGAAGAUUGCGGUGAUUGAAAAUGAGUUCGGAGAAAUAUCCAUCGACGACGCACUGUUGAAGAAGGAUAAGAUUGCAUUCGCCGAGAAGGUUGUAGUUAUGGACAAUGGUUGCGUGUGCUGCACCAUUCGUGGUGAUCUCAUCGAAGGUUUCAGGCAGAUUCUCGACGAACUUGAGAAGGGCCACCACCUUGAUCAGAUUGUGCUUGAGACCACAGGCAUGGCUGAUCCAGUUCCGAUAGUCCGAACGUUCAUGACUUCAGAGGAAAUCAACGCUCGCUUGCGACUGGAUGGAGUCAUCACAGUUGCAGAUGCGAAGAAUAUCUUGGCGAGGAUAGACGACGAGGUUGAGGAGGGUCGCGUCAACGAAGCCUACCAGCAGGUGGCCUUCUGCGACAAGAUUCUUUUGAAUAAGCUCGACCUUGUGUCCUCAGAAGAGGCCAUCAGCACGAAGGAGAGAUUACGCGAAAUCAACGCCUUCGCCAAAAUAGUGCCCUCUGUUAAGGGCAGAGUGAAGCUUUCCGAGCUGACCAACUUGCGAGCUCAUGAUAUGUCAAACUUCGUUCAUGCCGAUAUCGAGAAAGAGGCAGCGGAGCUGGAGGCCAAAGAAAACGAAGGCCAUGGCGAUGGACACGAUGCGCACGGGCAUUCUGGACACGAUGGACACGGUGGCCAUGAGUCACACGGUGGAGGCCACGGCCAUGAUGCCGACUGCACCGAGGAGCACGGCCACGGCGACGGCCACGGCCACAAUGGCCAUUCCGGCGGCCACGGGCAUUCCGAAGGCCACGUCAGCGACGGUCACGGCAACGGGCACUCGGAUGAGCACGGGCAUAACGCCAAGAAGCGAAAGACCAAACACAACAGGCACGACAGCCGAGUCAACUCGUUCGCCGUCGUACGGGAAGGAGAAGUUCUGCCUGAAAAGCUGGGGAAAUUAAUGGAGAGACUCGGGCAGCUGCCGAAGGAACAAGGUGUGAUCUUCCGGAUAAAAGGCAUCCUCGCGGUCAAGAACCACCCAUACAAGCAUGUCUUUCAUGCGGUGAUGGACGUCAGCGACGAGGACGAUGCAGAGCCAUGGGCCCCUGGAGAGAAGCGAAUAACCAAAAUGGUGUUCAUCGGAAAGGAUUUGGAUAAGGCGUUCAUCCGGCAAACUUUCGAGGAAGUGAAGCGUCUCGUCAUCUCGUCACCCGCAUGUUACAGAUACGCUGAACUGAAAUCCUGGUACAGAGCCGGGUAUGGCCACUGGUUGGCAGAGACUCAUACCGCCAUGCCCAUGAGGCUCAGAUCGGACCGCAUUGGCUUCGGCUUCGGCACCUCCAAGGUCCCUGGGACCAGGGACAAGCGGAUGCAUGACAUCCACUUCACGCGUCGGCGUUUCCGACAGCCGUACAGCUACACCAGGGAGGGAAUCACGGGAUCUGUGAAGCCGAACCUCCUGGGUCAGCCAGUGUUAUGUCGUAGGGCCGAAAAGAAGUCCAGUGGCUUCGGUCUAAAGUGGGAUGGUAACUACACCGGCACCGACAACAAGACCGGGAGGAGCUGGCGACCUGAAGCACUCACCGGGCUGGGCAUGAUCCGGCUACUGUUGGAUGCCGUAGGGGAUUCCUAUGUCAUCCUCCGCAAUGUCGCGCAGUCUGCCUGGAUGGAACUGGCCGUGAAACAGCACUCGGCAGCUGAGAGGCGGAAGAUUGUCGGCCCCACAUCUGCAGUUGCGAAUUUGCGAAUGCUGAAGACGGCGUCGCCGAUGAAUGCUUUGCUCGGCAAGAAUGUGCUGCCUGCAAAAGACACCGGCAAGGUUAAGAACCAAGCAGACCACUCGGAAGAACUGGUCGAAAUGAGAGGACUUAAUGCCAACAACGAGGCCAUGGUCGACGAGCUUGUCGAUUCCCACGCUCUACGGAGCACGGAGUGCAUCGACGCCUUCAAGGCCAUCGACCGCGGACACUUCUGGCCAGCUCAAGGAGGCGACUUGGCUUACGCCGACAUGCCGUUGCGCCAUGGCCGCCUUCACCUGUCCGCACCACACAUCUAUGGGAAGGCGCUGGAGUCUCUGAUGCCUCUCCAGCCUGGCAUGUCCUUCCUGAACAUCGGAUCCGGGACGGGCUACUUCAACUCCAUCGUGUCCGAAUUUACGGGGCCCCAUGCAGCAAACCACGGCGUGGAGAUCUGGCCAGAGACGGUGGCCCAUGCAAAAGAACGUGCAGCUGCGCUAGGUAAGACCACCAUUCAGUUCACGACUGGCAAUAUCUACCAGCUUAAUGUGAACGAGACGAUGCGCUAUGAUCGGAUAUACAUCGGCGCCUGCGCAAACUCGAGAUCCAAGUACCUCUACAGGCUGCUCGAGGUCGGCGGUGUUCUGAUCGGGCCCUUUCAGGUCGGGCACAGCCAGCAGCUUCGACGGGUAGUGCGACAAACGGAGACCCACUUCUUCGUAGAGGUGCUUGGAUCUGUUCAAUUUGCGUGUCUCGUGGAGCCCAUGCAGUGCACUUCGCGAUCUAUGGCUCUAGGUGCUUUUGCCCCUCCGCCACGGACCGGAACUCACACAGAGGAGUUUCACAACUCUGCUCAAAGUGGCACCACGACUCCUGCAACAGUGUCUUCCGGCGAUGCUACCGAUGGCGAUAACCAUCAACUCGUAGGUCUUCCCGGUGUUCCUUUCACCUUCUCUCUGUUGGAGAGCCCUUGGACCCCGGAGAGGAGCUGGCUUUAUCCAGCUUCCUUCAAGCAAGCAGUUGCAACUGGGCUCCUAUGUCAGCCGAAGCACAAAGGCAUCGUGGGACUUCCUGCUGAACUUUGGAUCAAGCACAUCAUCCCAUGGUGCUCAAGGAGAUGGUUUGAGGGGCAACCAUCUCGCAGCGGCACUCCGGCAAUGCAGCCAGCGGCACACACGGAGGUGCCCUCAGCUUUGGUCCUCUCGAAGAGCUGCAAGGAUGUUGAAGAAGGGUCGGAGGACUCCGCCUCCACGAGGGCACCCUCCUCCCAGAGCACGCCGGACCGUGGCCCCUCGCACCCUCCCUUGGACAUGUGGUCACUGUCCAAUCCGGAAGCUGUCGACGAAUUUGGUGAUGACGUACUUGUGGAGGUUUGGAGCAAUGGUCAACGCCACGCGAUCGGCAUCGAGGGUGAUCCAGAUGAUGCUGACCAUGAGCGAGACCAGCGCAUGGCAGUCCCGCUACGCGUUUUGCAGCUUCUUGCAGAGGAGGCCCGAACACGCCAGCGCCGGCGACAACGAGAAUCCGAGGAAGAGAUUGAGGAAGAGGAGGAGGAGGAGAAUCCUCAGUCAGCCCAGGUCGAAGAAUCUGCAUGGAACAACGGUGACGAGGCUUGGACCUGGGAAGACGACCUGGAGGAAAUGGAGCUGGAACUGGAGGGCGAGCCUCCAGGUAUCGUGUGGCUGGAGCAGACCAGCGAUAUGCAGGAUGUCGAGGAAAUGCAGGAGGACGUGCGCAUGUUCUGA